CGCUGCACUUUGUGAAUGGCCACCUGUAGUCUUCUGGGACCUGUCAUGUGUCUGCAGUCUCUGGUCAUCUCCUGUACUAUGUCCGCAGUCUCUGGUCAUCUCCUGUACUAUGUCCGCAGCCUUUGGUCAUCUCCUGUACUGUGUCCGCAGUCUCUGGUCAUCUCCUGUACUGUGUCUGCAGUCUCUGACGUCUCCUGUACUAUAUCUGCAGUCUCUGGUCAUCUCCUGUACUAUGUCCGCAGUCUAUUCCAUGGACUCAAUAUGCCUCUCAGCAGAUAGCUUAGGGUGUCUACUCUCUGAAAAGUGGUCAUUUGGGGGUGUUUGUACUAUCCUGUU
Molecule: messenger RNA, 336 nt
Organism: Staurois parvus
Lineage: Eukaryota; Metazoa; Chordata; Amphibia; Anura; Ranidae
Source: the annotation of a GenBank genome assembly